AUGCAAUAUGCAGAAUUUCGGAUAAGUAAAUUAUUAUUGUUAUAUGUUCCUCCCAUAUUGAUAAUCUUAGGAACCUUUGGAAACUUAUUUUCAUUCAUCAUAUUACGCCGACGGCCAAUGUUAAAAGUUUCAACAUACUUUUACCUCGCUUCGCUGGCGAUUGCUGACAGCUUAGUGUUAUAUAUUGGAUUAUUACGGAUGUGGAUUAAUGAAUUGACAGGAAUAGAUGCCCAGGAUUUGACGAAUUGGUUAUGUAAAUUGACCUGUGUUUUGGGCUACGUUUGCAGUGAUUUCAGUGUUUGGCUCAUUAUUGCGGUCACGGUGGAGCGCUAUAUUGUCGUGUGUCACCCGUUUAAGGCAAAUCAAAUG
Lottia gigantea (owl limpet) is the source of this 369-nucleotide messenger RNA. RefSeq lists its product as hypothetical. Gene Ontology annotation, molecular function: G protein-coupled receptor activity. Gene Ontology annotation, biological process: G protein-coupled receptor signaling pathway. NCBI's taxonomy places the organism in Eukaryota, Metazoa, Mollusca, Gastropoda, Lottiidae. The record is from RefSeq and is a predicted model, not a curated record. The transcript has a single exon. Gene Ontology annotation, cellular component: plasma membrane. The annotation marks the transcript as partial.